AGUCCUUAGCCGGCUGCCUCGGCGAACACACGCGCGUCUCGCGACGAAUCCGAUGUUAGUGCACGAUUACGACAUCGCGGCGAAACCAAUAUUGUUACCGUGACAGUGAACUUAACUAUUCCGAAUAUGGGUUAAACAACCCUUUAAACGUGAUGAGUCCGGGCGAGCGAGCCGCCUUCGGGCGCCGCGAACCCGCUCGUCCCCAUUAUGCCACCACCGCACCGGGUUUCCCUCCGUCCUACUAUCAACCAUACGGAGUGUCUCAUCCGAAUGCUUGGCUCGGCGCACCUCUCAUAUCGAUAGCAGGACGUGCACCACAUCUUGCUAGAAAUACACCAGUCUCGAAAUUGGCUAUGCAAGCCCAAGGAGCACCAUUGAUUAUACAAAAUCGUCAUGACAGGCGAAAGUAUAACACAUCCUCAGACCCACGUAAUCAACGUCCUCAUACAAAUGGUCACAAUGAACACACUAGAGAUCGGUGCGAACAGGCUCCUGAGGGUAACAGGCCUCGCAACCAACAGCAACAGCCACGUUCCCCGCGAGGCGGCCGUAACAACAACACGGAUGCGGUUAGUGUAGCAAGUGAUGAGAGUUCCGGCUCUACUAAUUCUGAAACCAUGUUGCCCAGGAUUAUAAAACCGCGAAAGCGGCGCAAAAAGGAUAGGAAACCUAAUAAUAUAGCACACGACAUAACAGCUGCUGGACUGGAUCUUGGUGAACUUGACCAUUGUGCGGUUUCUUCGACAACUCAUAACGUUUAUGAGGAGUCGUAUAGUCGUGAAAUCCCUUUGCCGUAUCGUUUGGACGUAAAAGUCAUGGAUUAUCCCGAUCCUGUACCAGAAACAUACCGUGUGUCGGCGUUAGGAGAAGCUUUAGAGGCUACACGUUUUGGACUUGCAGAAGCCGUUUCUCCUACAGAAUCUGCUGUUAGUUCUUGUCAAUGCCGUUAUUGUGAUCCAGUAGGGCAAAUAUGGGAUGCCGAUUCGAUUGCAGAUCUUUUGGAUGAGAAUUCUAGCGGCGAUUUCGCACCUACCAAAUUAGAAGAUUCGAUGAAAGUGGUUGGACCAUUAGGGAGGCGAGGGGGUGAUACUACAUUACGUCGCAGUUGGAGUGAUCCUUCAUCGCGGAUUCCCGAACGACGUGAAAUAAACAAUGGGGACACAUUUUCUGCGCCUAACUUAUAUUCAUUGUUCCCACCCGCAAGGAGAGCUACCUCCCCGGAGCCACGAUCUCCGUUGGCCUUGGAAAUAUCCUCCGAGAUUGUCACGUCAAUGAACGGUCAUCGUGACCUGGAAAUCAAGUUAUUUUCGACCUCGCCUUCGGCUACGAACUCCGACCGACGCUCCUUCUUUGCAGAUAAAAGUGAAAGUGUCCCGAACAAAUGUAUAAAUGCAAUCAAUGAUAACAAAGUGAAUAGUGCAAUGAAUAGUGACAAAGUUGAAACAGCUGUUACAAUUAACGAUACGAGAAGUGUUGAAGUGUCCGAAUCAGGAUGUUCACCUACGUUCGUAGCCAGCAAAUCUUCACGCAACAUUUGUGAUUUAGCCUUAGUGAAUGUCUGAGAUCUUUGUGAACAAGUCGUUUGAAUUAUAUAUGCGGAAGCAUCGAAUUAAUCAAUUAUAUAAGGGGUCUAAGCGCUCGUCAUUUGAGCUGGACUCAAAUUGUCUCAGCGAGGCAUUUAGCGGCGUCGUCCGAUGACCCAUUAAAAUCUUUAAUAAAAAAAAGAUCUCCGAAUCGGUUUCCUGUAGAUUCUAUAAAAGUUAAUUUAUUGAUAACAAUAGCUUAGGAAACUGAUGGGGAACUUUAUCUGGAAAAGAAUAAGUCGCUGUUUAUCAGUCAACGCAAUGCGGAAACGAUUUUGUAUACCUACAUAGAGAUCGUAAGAAAUUAUUUGUAUGUCUAAACGAGUUACGAUUUAUUAUUAUAGAGGUUCUAUUUUGUAAAACUGGCACAAGAGUAGUGCAUCAUGUGAAGAUGCGCCGUAAACGCCUGCGUGGGCAAUUAGCGUUUCACACUACUGACACGGUUCUCGCGGCUGCGGCUUGGAGCGCUCGCUAUUGCGGUUUCCCGCGGUUUUCACCGCGUUCCGUUCCGGGUGGCGCCUACUAUACUCGCGCAAUGCUUUACGUCGCUAAUAACAGCGACAGGCACACUUUGAAUGACACGUUACAUUAUUCCUAUUUCAUCGGAUUUUAUCAUUUGGAGAUUAUGACAAUAUUUCAUUGUAUGUAUGAUAAAACAGAAAAAUCCAUUGCGAACAUUUAAAUACUUUGGAAGCCAAAACAAAUCAAAAUUAUUGUAGAAAUAUAAUAAUCGAUGAUCAUAAACAAGUACCGUAUCAAAAUCAAUUCAAAGUUAUUGGUGAUUUUGCACGGUAAUUUUUAAGCCAUAAAGUUUUUUUUUUCUUCUAAAUAAAUACUUGAAGAUAUAUUUUUCUUGCAUAAUUUCACAUCCAUUUCUCAUUGUGUUAUUUAAAUUUAAUGAUCACGUAUGUCGUUAUUACCUUCACCAACAUUCAUUAUUCAUCCUUAACAUUAAUCACAACAUGUCCUAAUGUAAUAUCCAUCAAAGUGAAUGCCUUUUUACGUUUAUAAUAAUAACAAAUUUCAAAGGUUCAAUGUAUCCAAUAUUGUGUCGUAACAAUUGCUUGAGAUAACAGAAAUAUAAACGUAUGUUUAUUUCUUUAUUUUGAUUAUCAUAGUCUGUCGCACACAUUCUUAUAUCAUUUGUUUUUGUAACAUUUAUUGUUUACGCCAAGUCCACGUGGCUCUCUUCGUAUUGAAUAAAAUCGUGAACGCAUGGGAUAUCGGGUUGAAUCGGUCGUUUUAUUGAAACAGUUAUCUUUAUUGAUAAACAGCGAAUUGUAUUUUAGUACUUUUCUCAGUUUUUAUUUUACGCUUUGUCUAUUACAAGGGUCCAACAGCUUAAGUGUUCCCAGAUAAAGUUCCACAAUGUAGAUAAUGUGAAUAUAACUAAGUUAUUCAUAGACUGUGCCCACAAUUGUGCAGCACUCUCUAUCGUUGGGUUUUACACUCUACGGGCUGUUUAGUUAUUUUCCUUUUUUAUUUUUAUGUUGUUUACUUAUAUUGCUCGGCGCGUGCGUGGGACGCCAUGAUAAAUUGUUUCUUGCUUCACUUUUUUCUCACUACGACAGGCUCAGCGCAGACAGGGACUAUCACUGGAUUCAGUCUAAUUUAAAUUCAGAUUUUCAACGCAUAAACCUGUCAAGUACAGUUAAAUUGUCAUUCUUAACAGGUUCUUAAUUCAAGUUGAAUUAUCUUCAUGUAAUUAAUACUUUUACCGAAAAGGAAGGUGUUUAGUUUCACCGCUAGAUGUUUAAUUAAAAUGUUGUCAUUUCAUCGACUGGAAUCUUAUUAUAUUGAUGUUCUUGACGGCGCUCAUUGGUCUGUCGUUGUGUUGGGAUUUGAAAGGGCGUGGUGCCAGACGUUUUUGUAAAACUCAACGAUACCCCUCACUAUGAUGUAAACAAAAUAGGCUAUGUCUAACAUACUGAGUGAAUGCAUUUUAUACAUAAAAAAGUAGGUUUAAUAUUUGUCUGUGUAUGUCGUGAGGCAUGAGUUUACACGCUCGCACACUAUUUUUGUACAAUAAAUACCAUGUCCUGAUA
This is a messenger RNA of Diatraea saccharalis (sugarcane borer), 3628 nucleotides long. NCBI's taxonomy places the organism in Eukaryota, Metazoa, Arthropoda, Insecta, Lepidoptera, Crambidae. The record is from the annotation of a GenBank genome assembly.